Molecule: messenger RNA, 2427 nt
Organism: Polypterus senegalus (gray bichir)
Lineage: Eukaryota; Metazoa; Chordata; Cladistia; Polypteriformes; Polypteridae
Exons: 8
Coding region: 314-1219 (301 amino acids)
Source: RefSeq, a predicted model, not a curated record
UUUGUUAUGGACUUCAAUGGCCACCGUCUGCUCUCUGCUCUUCCUAAAAGAACUUUAAAUCCUUACAACAUUGAGAGUGACAUUCUAAUUUAUGGAACUGACAAAUUUACUAAACACGUAAAUCUUAAAACUACGGCAAUGAAAACGGGAAAAGAAAGUUCCUUGUGAGUUUCUGUUGUCCUUUUUAUUUACACACGUGGCCCUUUUGUUUACUUUGAUUGUUUACUGUGAUUGAGACUGUGUCAAACUGCGAUCACUUCCGUGUUUUGCCUUUUUAGCAAAUUGACAUUGUUGAGAAACAAGUUGGAGCGCGAUGUUGAACUGUAUUGUCCGUUCAGUGCUGGAUGUCGGCGAGCUGUUUUUCGGCGGUUCUGGCUUGUCAGAGAAGCUGAGCCACGCUCUACCUCUGCUUUCUUUAUUUCUGGGAGGUGUGGUUUUCUUUGUUGUUAUUUUUUACAGGAGGAAAGAUAAGUGUGCAGCUGGUAUCGCUGCCAGCCCCAUCUCCUUUCGUAAACUUCCCAUCUUUCCGGCAUCUACUGUACAGAGGAUCCAAGCAGGGCACCUGUCUCUUCAAGAUGUGCCGGUCAAGCGACCCGGGACACAAAAGAAGCGCCCCCAAGGAGAGCUACCAAAAACGAACAAAAAGCGACAAGAAAAGAGAAAGGCAACAGAAAACAGAGCGUCUGGUGAUGACAAAAUACAAGACUCCACAGAUGUGAACAAGAAGCUGAAGCCUAAGAAGAAGAAAAGAAAGGCUGAAUCUCUGUUGGAUAUGAAUAUGAAAUGGACAUUUUCUGGAAAAGAGAUUGAUGAAGAUAACUCAGGUGGUUGGAUGACUCAAAUAAGCAGCCGAGAAAAACGCCAAAUCAGGAAAGAGCGUUUAAAACACAGAGAUAUCUACAAAAACAGAGGCUCGGCGAUACCAACUCUCAAUAAAUCUGUCCAGGUUGAUGCUGAUGCUAACAAACAAAGAUGUGACUGCUGCACGUCAUCACAAGGAACAUGGAGUGUAAACUACACCGCUAUGGAGCCAGUGACCUUUGGGACAGUACCUGAUAUUUCCUUAUUGUCAGAAGAUUUAUUUACGUUCGACCAAAAUUCUGACUGGAGUCCCCCUACUGAAGAGUGGGGUCAUUUCACAGGAGAAAUCCUCAUGUUGGGAAGUAAAACUGGAGAGAAACAGAUUCAAAUACAAAGAAGAGAAAAAAAAAGAAAAUGAGAAAAGCCUCCUGACCUUCUUCUGUACACAAGUAAAAUCAGAUAAUGCAGUUGCAACAUUAGCUGCAGUGGCUCAGAUUUAGAAAGAACCAUACUGAAUUUUGCUCUGUUUCAGAUGCAGAAUGCUGUUAUCCCUGUAAUGGAACGAAUGAGUGAACUAGGGAAAAUACAAUAGUUGGUGCAAUGGUAACACAUCACCUAUUACCUCCAGAAAUCCAGUUGGAUUUUGUUUACUUUUAAAGCAGUUUGAAAGAGGCAGAAACGUUUCACUUUGUUGUGUUCAGUACUGUUUGCCAGAGGUGAUAUGUUGUGUACUGUAUGUGAUUAUGAAGCCUAGUGAAUGCUAAAUUGACGUGUUGCUGGUGGAUACUAGAUAUGCUUAGUGAGUGCCAUAGUGAAAACAAAAUGUUGAAAUUACUUUUUUCAGAAUUUGCAUUGAUUAUGACUGCUUCUUGUUUUAAAACGAAAAGAAAUGUUUUGAUCUUUUUCCAAGAUGGUUAAAUUACAAAUAAUAGUUGUCAAUAUUUUCUUAUCUCUUUUAUACUGUUGCACUUAAUUCUUAAUGUAAUAUUUUUUAUAUUUAUAAACUGUAUUUAUAGCAGUUUAACAUUGAAGAGUUAAGGUCAUAUUACAAAAGAGCAUUUUCUUCUCCAGAGGAGAGGUGGUCCAUUGAAAUUAGUUAAUUCUGAUCCUCCUAGACUUCUUUUUACUACAGUCUGAACAAAUAACUACUUUGAUGCAUAAAAUUACAUUGGGACAAUGAUUUUCUCACAUGUAUGAGAAAUGUGUGCUUGUCAGCAUUGUGUAUUUUGAAAUAUAAUGACUUUAAAGGGUCAAUGUUCCAAAUUGCAGUACAUCCUAAGUCAGUAAUCUCAUUUGAUUACUCAGAAAAAAAUUAUUUAAAAUUAGUUGUAAUAAUUAUACAUUUUAACACCCUUUAUUAAGGUUACAUUUAUACAUAUGAAAGCUGCUCACACUCAUUGUCUAUAUACCGUGUUUUCUUGACUUUUCUUCCAGGUACUCCAGUUUUCCCCCAGGUCAGAUUAAUUGUGAAGUCUAAAUUAAGUCUAAAUAAAAUCUGUGGAGUGGUUAUAAAGUGAGUUUUAAAGAAUUCACCCUAAGUAUAUGUAUAGUUAUACAAUAUACCUCCACAAGCUUACUUCAGGAUCCCAGUUAUUUGGAGAGCUUAACUGGCUCCCUUUCUGUACA